AGGAGGAGGCGGGCGCGGCGGCACUUUCGCUCCGGCGCGUCUACUCGAGACACAAAGAUUUCGGGGCCGGUGGGCGGGGAAGGUGAUUGAUUAGCCUGCAAUCUGGUUGCACAGGGCUGGGCGAAGGCCCGAUAAAGAGCCUUGAAUGGGGCUGAUGUCACCGUGAUGUCAAGCUGGUAGCUUCCCGGAGCCGAAAGCGAGGGAGCGCCGAGCGAGGGAAGAAGAAAGAGCCUCUCCGCGCCCACCCGCGCCCAGCGCGGCUGCUCUUGCCACGGCACGCCCCCUGCGCCGCCUGCCUGCCUACCUCCCAGAGCCUCAACUUUCGGAUCCGGAUUGUGAAAGGCACCAGGUGGUGGUGGCCGGACCGUAACCACCUCGGAGUCCCGGGCGCCCGGCUUGGCGCCGCUUGGCUUUGUCCUCCGCGGUGGUGGGGAGAGGCAGUUCUUUCCUAAAGUGCCAAAGAAUAUGUGCCAUCGCUCCAAAACGAUGGGUGUACCCAAGGCGCUGCUGCCAUACCUUUGGCUCCUGGGACUUACCACCAAAGUAUGCUUGGCGGAAGCGACUCCAUCGCCGCCGGCAGGGUGCGGCAAGGACUUGCAAUCCAUCUAUUACAACCUGUGCGACCUGUCGUCAGCCUGGGGCGUCGUGCUGGAGGCGGUAGCCGCCUUCGGUGUUGUGACCACCUUUGUCCUCACCGUUGUCCUUGUGGCCAGCGUUCCGUUUGUCCAGGACUACCGGAAGAAAAGCUUGAUAGGGACGCAAGCCUUCCUGUUGUUUGGCACCUUUGGGCUUUUCUGCUUGACUUUUGCCUUCAUCGUAAAGCAAGAUUUUUCGACGUGCGCCUCGCGGCGCUUCCUCUUCGGAGUCCUCUUCGCCGUGUGCUUUUCUUGCCUGGCGGCGCAUUCCCUCAGCCUCAAUUUCCUCGCCCGGCGGAACCACGGGCCCCGGGGUUGGGUCACCUUUGGCAUGGCCCUGCUCCUCGUCUUGGUGGAGGUCAUUAUCAACACCGAGUGGCUCAUCAUCACUGUGGUGAGGAGCAACGAUUCGCCCAAGGACCCCUGCCGGGUGAAGAAUGAAGACUUUGUCAUGGCCCUGAUCUACGUCAUGUUCCUGCAAGUGCUUGCCUUCGUUGCCUCGUGGCCCGUCUUGUGUGGACGUUACAAGCACUGGAGGAAGCACGCCGUCUUUCUCCUCCUCACCACCUCCCUCUCUAUGGCCAUCUGGGUCGUGUGGAUUGUGAUGUACAUUUACGGCAACCAGCAGGAAGGAGGCCAAGCCUGGGACGACCCCACGUUGGCCAUUGCUCUCGUCUCCAAUGCCUGCGUCUUUAUUUUCUUCUACGUCAUCCCGGAGAUUUCCCAAGUGAUCCGGCCGGGACCGGAGCAAAUCUACGAGGAAGAUGUCUACCCCACCCGGGGAGUGGGAUAUGAAACCAUCCUCAAGGAACAGAAAUCCCAGAGCAUGUUUGUGGAGAACAAGGCCUUCUCAAUGGAUGAACCUUCUUCAGCCAAAAAACCUGUGUCCCCAUACAGCGGAUACAACGGGCAGCUGUUGACGAGUGUGUACCAGCCCACAGAGAUGGCUCUCAUGCACAAGGGGCCUUCUGAGGGCCCCUAUGACGUCAUCCUCCCUCGUGCCACAGCCAACAGCCAAGUGAUGGGCAGUGCCAAUUCUACACUGCGUGCUGAGGAUGCCUACAUUUCACAGAAUAAGCAGGGAGUGGCACAGAAAGAUGGAAAGAGCGGGCAGGCUUCAUCUCCUUACAGCAAGAGCAGGUGGUAGAAGCCAAAGUCUUGAUUUCAGAAGGUCCUGUUCCUCGAGGAUGCCUUGCAAAACCUGCCUUUGCGAAGGAGCAUCUAAUGAGGCUAGGCCUCAGUUAGCCAUUGAGAUUUCAUUCUGGCGGUGGAGACAAUGCAGUUUCUUCUUGUUACACAUAACUCCAAGUGCUCUGCUUGACCUCUGCUAUAGAAAAUCUGGGUCGCCGUACUGGGAUACCCCUGUGGGUUUGUUUGUUUUUUUAAAAUUCUGGACAGCAGGACUUCUAUUUUGCUUGGAGCCUUCAAUCAAGUUCUUCUUAGUGCCACCUCUGCAGUACACUAGCCAGCAUUUCGGGACCCUCUUUCCUUUUAUUAUUAUUUUUUUAACAUGCCACACCAUUCAUGGACCACGUUGACUUUGCUGUGAGUGUCUCACAUUCUUCUGCAAUGCUACCUGUUUUUAUGCUGUACAAAUCCGCCUUUCCUAAUACUGAGAGGAUCUUGUCUAGGCCACAACUUGGCCUCCUGGUGGAUGAUUGAGUUGCCCCUACCUUGCACCCUGUUGCCAAAUCCCACAAGGGAGUGCUUCAGAACUGAGAAGGGUGCUGCUGUUUUGAUUCCUCUUCAAUGGAGGCCGUGUAGAUGCUGGUCCUUCCGCGGAGAAAAACUUUGUCAAGUGUAGAAAGAACUGUGGUAACCGCUCUCUCAUAGCCCUCCUGCUUUUGGACCAACCCUGGAGUGCAACAGAUAUCAUGCCUGUCCCAGAAUCCUGAUUGUUCCUGAUCUGCUGCCUCUCCACCCCUCAGGGCAACACAAAAUGAAGGCGCAUAAGGACUUUUUAAUGCUUGGUGCUUAACUCUGGGUGCCAAGGUGCAUGAGGGGGGUUGCAGUUCUGCCUUAUUUUGCAGGCAGCAUCUCAGAUGUCUGUGACGACUGUGUUUUGGUGGUAUUUGUGAGUUCCUGGUGCCACCCAUUGAACAUACAGGAGGUGCCAACUGAUGGGGAAAGCUAAAGGAGACAGAUAGGGUACUUCCUAGUUUCCACACAGAGUGAGAGUUGUAGGAGAUCCAUGACAUUUGCUGUUCCCUGUCAGUAGAUGCAACAUCAGAAGGGUUCCCCUCCCAGUUCUGCCCCCCAGCACAAGCUCAUUUGGACCUCUUGAGUGAGAUUUGCAAGGUGAUAACCUCAGUUACAUGGCAGAUACGUAAGUUCAUCCCCACAGAAAGGAGAGAAGGAGGGGAGAUGGAAUUAUAAAGUGAAGCCAGUGGGCCUACCAGUGCAGGAGAAUGGGGUGGGGUGUUCCACGCCCAAAAUUGCCGUAUUUCCACAGGAGUUUCAAAGGACAAAGCUGUGAAAGUCUUGGGCUGCAGAGCUCCUCACAGAAAAGUAAUUUCCUCUCUUUAGUUUUAUUCAUACUUCACUCCUCAUCUGCUGAGAAUGGGCCGCACCUACUCUGAAUCUCCUGCCUAAAAUUCUCUUGGCUUUUGCGCCAUGCGCAUUAUAAAGUGACGCCCCCCUUUUUCUCUUGCACUGUUAGGCAAUCUGUCUCCGUUAAUAACAACUCUGUAAUCCCCUUGCCUUCUCCCUGUAUGUAUAUCUUGCCUUUGACAAAGGUGGGCUUUGACCCAUGAGAGCUUUGUGCUGCGGUAAAACAGUUACAGUACAAACCUCAUCACAUAAAAAAAACCAAGUCCCUCUGAGCUCAGUGGGGCUUACUCCCAGGUAAGCAGUACCAGGAUCUCAGCCUUAGUCUUUUAAGGUGCCAGCACUCACAUGCUCCCCGCGCACUGCUCUGUGCCAGUUGUGUUGGGCUAUGGCCUGACCUUUAUCUUGGUAUUCUUAGCACCCUGAGGCACCACCACCUUCUAUCUCCUCUUCCUUGUUCUCACUUUGGAGAG
Molecule: messenger RNA, 3655 nt
Organism: Lacerta agilis (Sand lizard)
Lineage: Eukaryota; Metazoa; Chordata; Lepidosauria; Squamata; Lacertidae
Gene: GPRC5C
Product: G protein-coupled receptor class C group 5 member C
Exons: 5
Coding region: 466-1782 (438 amino acids)
Biological process (GO): G protein-coupled receptor signaling pathway
Cellular component (GO): signaling receptor complex; plasma membrane; extracellular exosome
Molecular function (GO): protein kinase activator activity; G protein-coupled receptor activity
Source: RefSeq, a predicted model, not a curated record